AUGAGUGCGACCGAUGGUGGAGGUGCCGAGCUGAGGCGAAGGUUACUGGCGGAAGGUGAUGCCAGUCAGCAACAGCAGGAAAGCCCUAAACAACAGGAACAGCAACCACCACCGGAGUGUGCUACGACGGAAAACUCCGACCAUGUGGACUCGGAAACCGAAACAGAGGAACGCUUGCCGGAGGAAAAGUACGUGGAUGAGAUGGCCAAAAACCUUCCCCAGGGAACGAACAAAAUGCCCGAGGUUUUGGGCCAAGCGUUGAGCGGACUGCCGGAUAGAUGGAAGAACUGGGUGAUACGUGGCAUCUUCACGAUGAUUAUGAUCAGUGGCUUUUGUUUGAUCAUCUACGGCGGACCGUUAGCGCUGAUGGUUACGGCUCUUGCUGUGCAGGUGAAAUGCUUCCAGGAGAUUAUUUCGAUUGGCUACUCCGUGUACCGUAUUCAUGGAUUGCCAUGGUUCCGCAGCUUGUCCUGGUACUUCCUGCUCACGUCCAACUACUUCUUCUACGGGGAAAAUCUGGUCGAUUACUUUGGAGUUGCGGUUAGCCGUGUGGACUCGCUGCGUUUUCUAGUAAAAUAUCAUCGCUUCCUAUCGUUCUGCUUGUACUGCAUCGGGUUCGUUUGGUUUGUGCUGUCGCUCGUCAAGAAGUACUACAUGAAACAGUUCAGCCUGUUCGCCUGGACACACGUGGCGCUGCUGAUUGUGGUGACGCAGAGCUACCUGAUCAUACAGAACAUAUUCGAAGGAUUGAUUUGGUUUAUCGUGCCGGUUUCGAUGAUUGUCUGCAACGAUGUGAUGGCGUACAUGUUUGGGUUCUUCUUCGGCCGCACACCGCUGAUUCAGCUCAGCCCGAAGAAAACUUGGGAAGGGUUCAUUGGUGGUGGCUUUGCGACCGUGAUAUUCGGGCUGGUGGCAUCGUACUUCCUGUGCCAGUUCCAGUUCUUUGUCUGCCCGAUCGAGUACUCGGAAGCGGAGGGACGUAUGAUUAUCCAAUGUGAACCGAGCUAUCUGUUCCGACCGCAGGAGUAUAGCAUCGCAUUGUUUGGCGCAAGCAAAACCAUCACGAUGUAUCCGUUCCUGCUCCACUCGCUCUCGAUGAGCAUCUUUAGCUCGGUCAUUGGACCGUUCGGUGGCUUCUUCGCGUCCGGAUUUAAGCGCGCGUUUAAGAUUAAGGACUUUGGAGAUAUGAUUCCCGGACAUGGUGGCAUUAUGGAUCGUUUCGACUGUCAAUUCUUGAUGGCCACGUUUGUGAACGUUUAUAUAUCCAGCUUUAUUCGCUAUGCUUCCCCACAGAAGUUGUUAAACAUGGUGUAUAAUCUAAAGCCAGAAGAGCAGCUGCAACUAUUCAAUCAGCUGAAGGACAGCCUGGAGGAGCGCAAUAUCAUCAAUUUAAAUUAAGUUCCCGGACGAGCGUGAACCAAGUUACCCGUUGUCGCUGUUAU
Messenger RNA from Anopheles marshallii, 1442 nucleotides. RefSeq names its product phosphatidate cytidylyltransferase, photoreceptor-specific (gene Cds). Gene Ontology annotation, molecular function: phosphatidate cytidylyltransferase activity. The coding region runs from base 1 to 1398 and encodes 465 amino acids. NCBI's taxonomy places the organism in Eukaryota, Metazoa, Arthropoda, Insecta, Diptera, Culicidae. The transcript is spliced from 8 exons. Gene Ontology annotation, cellular component: endoplasmic reticulum membrane. The record is from RefSeq and is a predicted model, not a curated record.